Branchiostoma floridae (Florida lancelet) is the source of this 5996-nucleotide messenger RNA. Its product is annotated as trichohyalin-like. The record is from RefSeq and is a predicted model, not a curated record. Lineage: Eukaryota; Metazoa; Chordata; Leptocardii; Amphioxiformes; Branchiostomatidae. The transcript has 2 exons. Bases 420 to 3440 code for a protein of 1006 amino acids.
UUGUGGGAGAGAAUUUAGGUACAUCCCUUGAGAUUCCACGGGAAUCUCUCCACGGAAGACUUUUAAUGAAGCCGUUUGGAGAUUAGCUCUUCCGCGACCCGUCAACACUGAGUCACAGGAGAGGCAAGACGCUUCGUGUGGAAAAUUUAUGCAUACUCGCACGCCCCUCUUCUCUCUCGAGCCAAGGAAAAUCCUAAGACGCUGCGGACUCCACCUGCUUGUCUCAGACGUCCCAACCAAGAUCUAAGACAUUUCUCUUAAGAUCUGGGUAUCUUCGAAUCCCUCAGAUAAAAGCGGUAACAACAAAACCGCCACAUACCAGACACCACUCAAAACCCUCCCGGGGAGAGUCGAGUGUUUUGAAGAAAGUACAGAGAAGAUCCGGCCAAAACAAACACUGACGUUCCACUUGACCUAAGAUGGAGAAUGUCACUCAAGGAGCUUCGGGGGAAGACAAGGAGUCUUCAGAACCAGGGAGCGAUGAGAUCAUCAUAGUCAUCACAGAAGCUGAGAAAAGAGUCGAGAGCGACGACGAAGAAGAAAAUACAGGAGACAAUAAAACGGGAGCUGAAGGGGGCGUGGAACAAUGGCAAACUGAAGACAAUGAAGUUGAUAAACACGGCGAAAACGCGUCCACUAGACCCGAAACUCAUCACCCUAACGUUGAAGGAUCAACACAGGAAGCUAGUGUUGAACAGACACAAGUAAACAGUGAACCAAACACCACCCAAACAGAGCCCAUCUCCGAGCUAAAUGAAGAAGAAAGCAAUGAGACUGACUGGGAUACCUACGAAGACAAACCGGACAUUCCUCGAGUUAUCUGUGUUGAUUUUAUUCGCGGUAGAAGCCUAGAAGAGUCUCCUGACUUCGGAUACACCUUAGAGACGGUAGCAGAAGAUACUUUAGAGGGAAGCGACAAGGAAGAAGACGACGCAGGUGAUGAUGAAGACGAUGAGAUACCAGUUUCGUUGGUGGACUGGGACGGAGCAAUGCCAGAAGAAAUGGACGGCACAGAACUGGCGGAUUCAGAGUUUGAGUUCACCCGAUGGAGCGGGGAAGAAGCCAAUAACAUAAAAGAAACUGCCGCAGACAAUAAGAAAGAAAGCCAAGACGAGUUUGACCAACUUAAAGGCGGCAACGAACAGGAAUUAAAGAUGGUUGACCGAGCAAUUGCUGGGCUAGAGACGGCAGAGGAGUACACCGAACAGGAAACGACCUUUGACCCAGAGAAAGGAAACGGAGUGGAUCAGGUACAAGCAGACGUGAGGGUGAUUCUGACAACUACUGAAGAAAACUUGGAAGAAGAAGAAGAAAACACUGAAGAAAGUCACGAAGAUGAGACGUUUGGACAGUCUUACGAUACUUGGAAGCGAGUGGACGUCUCAGACAAAGAUAAGAAAGCUGAUACUGUAGGUGAAGUGGAGAUCGAGAGUGAAGAGUGUAGAGAGGAAGGGGCGGUGUUUGCACAAGAGGCGGGAAAAGAUGGGACCAAUGAGAAUGAAGUAAAUCAGGAGGCAUCAUGGGAAGAUGUCGUCAUCAUCGUCUCAACGGUCGAAGAAGUCGAACCGACCCUGACGGUUAAAGAUGUAGAAUUCAACUGGGACGAGACGAUCUUAGAUCAAAUCGAGGAGGAGUCAAAAGAGUUUAAAGAAGAGACUGAAGAAACGACAGGAUUUGAAGAAAAAGAAGUAGAGGAAGAAGCGAAGGAAGAAGUAACAGUGCAAGAGAAAAUUGAAGACGUGGAAGUCGGCACCGAGCAAAGAAUAGAAGACUUGGAGAAAAAGGUCGAGGAAGGAGUUUCAAAUCAGACUGAUACACGUGAAAGUGUCGGAGAAGGAAAGACGUUUUCGUCGGUAGAGGAGAUUGGCAUUGCUAAGAUGAAUACAGACUUGGAGAAAAAUCGGAAAGAUCUGGAAAUCCUCGUGUCUAGGGCUGAAAGAGCUGUGCCGGACUUAGAGAAAGCGAGAAAAGUUAUGGAACAGGAAAAAAAUAGAGGAGACGAACUGUGCGCAGAACUGAAGCUACUCAAAGAAGAGUUGACGCGAGAAAAGUCACACGCUCAAGACGAAAAGGCCAGAGCUGACCGCGCUGAAGCCAAGUUCGAUGAAGCCAGGAAAAACAUGGAGGCGGAAAAGACGAAAAGCGACCUCUUGCGGUUGAACAUAGAACAGCAUAAGAGUAAAGCCGAUCGCGUGGAAAGUGAACUGAAGAAGAUCCAGAAAACCGUGGAAACGGAGAAAGCUCGUUCGCACGGUAAGAAACGCAUUGAGACGGAAGCGCUCGAGCAGUCACGCAGAGAUAUAGAGUACGAAAAGAUCCGGGCAGAAAACGCGGAAGCCGAACUGAAAAAAGUCCAGCGAGAGUUAGAGACAAUAGAAGACAGGUAUGUUGAACAAAGGCGAAUCGAAGCUGAAACUGUCUUGAAAGCGCGCCGAGACGCCGAGUACGAAAAAGCCCGCGCAAAUCGCCUGCGUUUGGAACUGAGGACUCUGAAAGAAAACAAGGGCGCGGGAAAAGAUAGCGACAAAGACGGCCAAGUUCAACAACUUCAGUCUGAACUAGCGAGUAUGCGUGCUGAGAGAGAUCAGGAAAAAUCCAGAGCAGACCGGUUAGAAACGGAAGCGAGUCAAAUGAAAGAAAACACAGAAGUCGGCGCCUCAGAUACAACAAAGUUAGAGCAAGCGCUAAAAGGGAUGAAACAAGAGAAAGCAAGAGCGGACAGAGCAGAGACGUACUUCCAACAGGCGAGGAGAGAGUGCGAGCAAGAAAAGGUUCGCGCGCAGUUGGAGAAAAGAAGGGCUGACCGCGCAGAGGCAAGCGUUGAACAGAAACAAAAGCACUUGGAACAGGAGAAAACAAGAGCCAACCGUGCCAUAGCUGAGCUUAAGGAGACAAGGAAGAAGCUAGAUCAAGAAAAACGACCUAUCUCUGAAGAAAUGAACGCAAACGACACAACAGAGACAGAAUUACAGAAACUACGUGAUCAACUUGAGCGAGAGAAAGCAAGAGCUGACCGUGCCGAAGAAGAAGCAAAAGAACUGAAAGGAGCGACCGCAAAACACAUUUCUCUGACAGAAGCCGACAAGUUAAAGCUUUACGUAACAGACGCAGAGACUGAGUUGGAGAGAACGCGACAAGAGGUGGAGCUAGAGCGGGCCAGAGCCGAGCUAAUGAAGGAGGAACUGGAGAAGACGAUCAAAGACUUUAAGAUGGAGAAGCUUCGUGUACAAGAAGAAAAAAUCCGGGCCGACUUGGCUGAGGCAGAACUGAGGAAUAUUCGGGAGAAGGAAUCGCGUGUGACGUUUCGUCAGGAGUUGGAGAAGGUUUGGGACGACACCAAGGCCAAAGCUAAAGUCGAGGCCAGACUGAGCCAGACAGACCUGCAUCUGGCACUGGACUCUACCACUUGGGACGGCUAUAAACUAGAGACAAGCUUCUAAACCUUACCCCCCCCCCGUAAAAACGUAGAGUCUUCCAACUACUUAUAUACGUACCAGAUGUCUUUUACUAAAAGAAAAACGUGUUAAUGGGUUAUCAAAUUACAAAUACAUGAAUAAUUGGUCUCAACAACAAAAAUAGAUAUAUCUAUAGGAAAGAGAACUUUAAAAAUGAAAGAAAGGUAACAAGAAGUUCACAGAUAUAAAAUUGGCAAUAAGAUGAUGUAAUUGAUAUUUUGUCGGUACAAUGUACUAUACUUAAAAAGUUAGAAUGUAUUCGAUAUAUGUAUUGUAUAGUAACACAUCCACUAUUAACUUGCCAUAUUAUGAUAGCUCAGAGACUCUAUUGAACUGCUAUAACUUGUCCCAGCAAAAGUGAUGUCUAAGUAAGUGUCAACCAUUUAGUCACAGGUGCCCGCCAUCUUAGCUCUCGACACUGCUGCAAAGCAUCAUGGGAUGAAGUAGCCUCCAACAGACUCCAAAGGAUGCGGUGCGAGUUAACUUUAGUUAAUUAGAAAUGUGCUAAACAGAUCUAGACUAACUUAAUCUCUAAGCAGACUCUCCAAUGGUAGCCAAUGCUAAAAAUGCUUGCCAAUACUGUUGACAAAUAUUGUCACAGAAAACGAGAAACCACUGAGGAAAACCAUGACUUUCGGUCCUUACAUCUGCUUGGAGAUAGUACCGAUAUGUUGUUCGAAUUUAUAUAUAUAUAUAUAUAUAUAUAUAUAUAUAUAUAGCAUUAAAUAGUCUCUCUCUAUAUAUACGACUGUAUUUUACAGGGUAAGAUACUUUGUUUUGUUUUACAACGGCAAUCAUAUGUCUCUUAUCUGAGCAAUGAGCAAUAAGACGAUACAAUGCCUAAUACUACUACACGAAUCCUCUAGAUGCCUCUUCCACGUAUACAAGAGAAGAGUCCAUAGAAAGACGUUCAUGAUUGAUUUAUAGUACUGUUUGUUUUGCUUGAUACGGUUUUGUCUGAUAUUACAUAUGACUAAAAUAAUAGUACUAUGAUAAUCGACCAGGCCAAGGUCCGUCUCAGAGUGACCAGUGUUGUAACGGACCAGUGUUGUAAUUGGACACUGUUGACGUAGUAACACUACUUGUGAAUCUACUACAACUAUUACUGAUAGUACUACUACUACUUUUACUACUACAGGUCAGUCAUAGAAAGAUAAUGAACAACGUUAUGUCUGCCAUAGGAUAAGAAAAUUACGAAAUGCCUAUAACAAAUAAGCAUGUGUUGCAAGAUGUGUUUAUGAACUGUUUAGGUGCCAUGUAUGACAACGAUUGCCAUGUAUUUGCCUAUAUAUAUUAUAGACAGCUAUUUUAGCUAUACCGUAAGCCCACUACAAUAAGAAUGUGUCAAAUUGCUAGAUAUCUGUAUAUUGUCGCUGGUCUAUUUCAAAUAUGGAAGCCUGAAUAUACACAUGGUCUAAUAGUACAUUCUACUUUGAGCAAAGUUGCCAGAGAGCUUUAUGUAAAACAUUUCGUCUACGGGUCACGAUGUGUUUUUGAGGCUUACAAAAAUAGCUUGCAAAGAAACCAACGAAUCGUAUCAGAACUGAACAGAAAAAUCUAGCGAUAAUUGAGUGUAGUGUACAAUGUGAAUUAUUGAGAAAGUAACAAAUAACAAAAUGUAAACUACAUACAUAUCAGCAGAGCGAAUUAUAUCAGAAGAAACACAGAAACACUUAACUUAACAGAAAUGCUAUAAACUAAUUCAGCUAUAUAGUUUUACCUAAGACUAACUUAUCUUAACGUGUAUGUACGUAUACAUACAUUGAGCCCAUGGCGUCGCUUGGACGUGGGGGCUCGGUUAUAGGAGACAGCACAGUACAGUAAUCCUCAACUCCAAUAUCCUCACAAAAACAGAUUUCUUAGCCUGGUUUUAGGUUCUUUUCUUCGCACGUCAGAGUCUCAAGACACUUUCUGUGUUACAGUGGUUGGGUUGGUAAAAACCAACUUAGCAAGAUACAUGCAAAUCUUUGUCACCAGGCUAUGAAUCUGUCUACAACAUGUGCACAGAAAACAUACAAUAUUGAAACUGUAGACAAAUACGAUCAUUAAUUUUUUCAUGUUGUUUUCUGAGGAGAACAAUUGGAGUAUAGAUAACGUACGGUUACUGCUCCUUGUUCUAUCCACCAUGAUGUUAACAUAAACACGGUUUUAGUGCUCAAAGGAACAUUCUCCAUUUGGGUUUGACUUGCACGCACAGAACGGCACUAUUCAAGUCCGAAUAAGUGACGAAAGGUACGUGUCUUUACUACAAGCAGCACGCAUAGCUCCGUAACUUACUUGAUACAGCUAGGUUGUACUGCAAGCCACAACUUCAUCAGCUGACUUCCAGCCGUCUUCGGGGGUUUCGCCCCCUUGUAUCAGGACCCCCUCAGGCUGGCGGGGCGGUGACGGUGGCCAAUCCAUCACCAGUUGUGGCUCAGAUCUUCCAAGUUCCUGCGUUUCGUUUCAACCACAGCCAUCUCGAUGCUGCCUCGGCAGCUUCUGUGAGGUUUUUAGUCACCUGUUUCCUCUUUCUUCCCUUGAUGCCUAGUGCACCCAGCA